AAAAAAAAAAAUACUGUCUCUGGAGAAUAUUGGAUACUAGCAGAAAAGUUCUGAGGAUAUUUGCUUCACUGUGGUAUGAAGCCAAGCUUUCCCUGCUUUUAGCAGAUUGGCAUUUCCUAGAUAAGAAGUGGCCUCUGCGCAGGAUGUUUUUUGAGUGAAAGUGGAGGCUAGAAACCUUUCAUCUGUACUUUGAGAAUUCUAGAUUUCAGCAGCUACCUUAGAAAGGGAAAAGGAAAAGUCAAGGUAGGGCUACCAUUAGCUCUGGAAAGUGCCCCCUGUAGAAUUGGGCAUGGCUGAAACAGUCCACUGAAGGGGCACCUGAGAGCUCAUCACUGACCCCUCUCUCCUGGGCCGAUAUGGAAACAGAGGGAAAGGCUGCAGCGUACAACCCUCCUAAAGCACACCACGGGCCCUUCACAGGCUACCACAGCUCUUCCACUUCCACUGCAGGGGACCCUCCUCACCUGGCCACUCAGUGAAGGGAGUAUCUGCCCUGUUCUUUAAAGAGAUUUGAGCACCUCACAGCACCUGAUUCAGAAAGUCCAUCUUUUCUCCCCUUUUCUCCUUCUCAAGGUACAGAUCAUUCCCUCCCCAGACAGGGGAGAAGGGAAGAUAAGCAGGAGUCCAUAAAUUUACCACACCAUUCCUCCUCCCCAUUCCCCUAUCUUUCAAGGGAAACUGAGUUGCUCAGACCCAGCUGAUGCAGUUAAUUGACUAAGCAGUGCUUGCCCCAAGUUUUCUGGGACUGUGAAAUGUUUAAAGGAAUCUUAGAGAAAAGGAUUCAGGGAUAGGCAGCCCAAAGUUUUACGGCCCCUCCCACCCCCAAAUUCUUAGAAUCAGAAAAUGUAGUUUUCCAAAGUAGGUCAGUUUGUCAGUGAGCAGCUCCUCUGAAAGGGAAGGGAGCAGAGGCCUUGUCCUGAUAGAGGGCGGAUUCAUCCAGGGCUGUGGGCUGCUGGGGCCCCUGGGGCACAGGAGGGAGGGGAGGUGGUGAGGGUGUACCGGCCUUUUUGCCUGGGAGAGCAACACUAGCCUGACACCAGGCUGGGCCCUCUCACUGCUGGGAAGGAGGGGGCUGUCAGUCCUCAGAUCUACAGUGCAACCUCCUUGGAAGGGGGGAGAGACAGAAAGAGUGCCUGAGUUUGCUGGGGAGGGGCUUUCUGCUGAUCUGAGAGCCUUGAAGCUGCUCGUGUCCUGGGCCCCAUGACCUCUGGGGCCUUGGCUUCCCCAGCUGGCAGAGGAUUGGGCCUUCCCUGGGGGCCCCCCUUUUCUCCCUCCCACCCGCAGGCCCAUCCAUCUCUCUCUCUCUCUCUCUCUCUCACACACACACACACACACACACACACAGACACUCUCUCUUGCCUCUCUCAGGCAUUUGUUGUGCAGUUCUUCUUUGUCUGCUGGGCACGAGGGCAACGGCAUCUGCCUCUCCCUCCUUGUGCACACCCCCACCCCCUUCACUGUCUUGGAAAAGGGAUGCUGUAGCCUAACAUCCCCUACAAUACACACACAGACAUUCUCUCCAGCCCCCUCCUCAAGAACAUCCAAGCUCUCUGUUUUUCUCUCCCUCCCUCCCUCUCUCUCCCUCUCUCUCUCUCUCUCUCACACACACACAUAUAUACACACACACUCAACACACAUACACCCUGGGCUGAGCUGUUCUUGCUGGCUGCAGCCGUGGGCCCCUGCUCACCGUGCCGCUGCCGCUGCCUGCGAAAUGACGGCGGUUCCCCUCACUUCCAGGAAUCCACGCUUCCUGGAAGGUGAGUGGCUGGGCUCACCCCUGCCUGCCACCGAGACGCAGACAUGCACACACCACCCGCACUCCCUCGCCGUUUCCAAGGCGGCGGCCGCGUUCGCACCCCAGGGUCUCACCGGCAAGGGAAGGAUAAUGUAGCGGGGACUCAUCUCUGGAGAAGGAGUUCCUUGGGGCCCCAGUGGGGCCCUCGGUGAGCACCCCCAACAGCCAGCACUCUUCUCCCAGCCGCUCACUCAGUGCCAACUCCAUCAAGGUGGAGAUGUACAGCGAUGAGGAGUCGAGCAGACUGCUGGGGCCAGAUGAGCGGCUCCUGGAAAAGGAUGACAGUGUGAUUGUGGAAGACUCGUUGUCGGAGCCCCUGGGUUACUGUGAUGGGAGUGGGCCAGAGCCUCACUCCCCUGGUGGCAUCCGGCUGCCGAAUGGCAAGCUCAAGUGUGAUGUUUGCGGCAUGGUCUGUAUCGGACCCAACGUGCUCAUGGUGCACAAGCGCAGCCACACUGGUGAAAGGCCCUUCCACUGCAACCAGUGUGGUGCCUCCUUCACCCAGAAGGGGAACCUGCUGCGCCACAUCAAGCUGCACUCUGGGGAGAAACCCUUUAAAUGUCCCUUCUGCAACUAUGCCUGCCGCCGGCGUGAUGCACUCACUGGCCACCUCCGCACACACUCGGUCUCCUCUCCUACAGUGGGCAAGCCCUACAAAUGUAACUACUGUGGCCGGAGCUACAAACAGCAGAGUACCCUAGAGGAGCACAAGGAGCGGUGCCACAACUACCUACAGAGUCUCAGCACUGAAGCCCAAGCUUUGGCUGGCCAACCAGGUGACGAGAUACGUGACCUGGAGAUGGUGCCAGAGUCCAUGCUGCACUCAUCCUCUGAUCGGCCAACUUUCAUUGAUCGUCUGGCCAACAGCCUCACCAAACGCAAGCGUUCCACACCCCAGAAGUUUGUAGGCGAAAAGCAGAUGCGCUUCAGCCUCUCGGACCUCCCCUAUGAUGUGAACUCGGGUGGCUAUGAAAAGGAUGUAGAGUUGGUGGCACACCAUGGUCUGGAGCCUGGCUUUGGAGGUUCCCUGGCCUUUGUGGGCGCAGAGCAUCUGCGUCCCCUCCGCCUUCCACCUACCAAUUGCAUCUCAGAACUCACGCCUGUCAUCAGCUCUGUCUACACCCAGAUGCAGCCCCUUCCUAGUCGACUGGAGCUUCCAGGGUCCCGAGAAGCAGGUGAGGGACCCGAGGACCUGGCUGAUGGAGGUCCCCUCCUCUACCGGGCCCGAGGCCCCCUGACUGACCCUGGGGCAUCCCCCAGCAAUGGCUGCCAGGACUCCACAGACACAGAGAGCAACCACGAAGAUCGGGUUGGGGGGGUGGUAUCCCUCCCUCAGGGUCCCCCAUCCCAGCCACCUCCCACCAUUGUGGUGGGCCGGCACAGUCCUGCCUACGCCAAAGAGGACCCCAAACCACAGGAGGGGUUAUUUCGGGGUACCCCAGGCCCUUCCAAGGAAGUGCUUCGGGUGGUGGGUGAGAGCGGUGAGCCCGUGAAGGCCUUCAAGUGUGAGCACUGCCGCAUACUCUUCCUGGACCACGUCAUGUUCACUAUCCACAUGGGCUGCCAUGGCUUCAGAGACCCUUUUGAGUGCAACAUCUGUGGUUACCACAGCCAGGACCGGUACGAAUUCUCUUCCCACAUUGUCCGGGGGGAGCAUAAGGUGGGCUAGCAACCUCUCCCUCUCCCCUCAGUCCACCACUCUACUGCCCCACCUACAACAGGUGUCUAUCCCUGUUCCCACAUCCCAAGUUUUGCUUUGUAGCCCCCACCACUGGCUACCUAACUUCACAUCUGACCCUGACUCCUCCUCACCUGUGCUCCUUCACUCCCCUGACCAAUUUACGCAUUGUGAUGAAACAGGUCUUUUGCUUGUUUCUCCUUUUUCUCUUCCCUUCUCAUCACAGCAUACUUACUGAGUUAUUUAUUAAUUAGUUGAUUUUUCUUUUGCUUUUUUUUUCCCAUCUAUGUCACUCACUUGCCACUCCCCCACCCCCCUGCCCACAGCCCCCUUCCAUGUUAGGCCUAAUUUUUCUCUUUGAUCCAGUGUCCUCCAACAGCCCCAGGGUAGGAAGCCCCUCUUAGUACUUACUAAGAGAUCUUGAGCUUCUUGCUUUAAGUCCUCACCUUCUACAUUAUCUAAUUCUUCAGUUUUGAUACUGAUACCUCCCUCUGGCCCUACCUUAGCUCUGUGGCAUUAUAUCUCCUCUCUGGGACUCUUCAACCUGGUACUCCAUACCUCUUGUGCCCUCUCACUUUAGGCAGCUUGCACUAUUCUUGAAUGAAUGAAGAAUUAUUUCCUCAUUUGGAAGUAGGAGGGGCUGAAAAAUUCUCCCCAGGCACUGUGGGACUGAGGGU
Molecule: messenger RNA, 4153 nt
Organism: Microcebus murinus (gray mouse lemur)
Lineage: Eukaryota; Metazoa; Chordata; Mammalia; Primates; Cheirogaleidae
Source: RefSeq, a predicted model, not a curated record